Molecule: messenger RNA, 3312 nt
Organism: Vespa crabro (European hornet)
Lineage: Eukaryota; Metazoa; Arthropoda; Insecta; Hymenoptera; Vespidae
Exons: 6
Coding region: 112-1743 (543 amino acids)
Source: RefSeq, a predicted model, not a curated record
AUGCCAUUAAGAUUAUAUAAAAGCAGUAAGUUAUAUGCCUCUAGAGUCUAUACACGAUAUAUCUACAUAUUAUAUAUUGAAAUCUAAUAUAAUUUAUUUAAUAACAUAGCCAUGUAUUCGAUUAGUGACAAUGGUAAAAUAUCAAAUGAUUUGUCUACUAAUUCCAAAUUAAUGACAAGAUUUAAUUGCAAAUCUAAUCACAUGAAAAUUAUAAAACGAGAACGUCUUACCGGUGGAGCAGAUAUCAAUGAAAGUGUAGAAAAUUUGGUAGAAAAUAACGUAGAACCUACAGCUUCCAUAGAACCUACAGCUUCCAUACAACCUGAAGCUUCCAUAGAACCUGAAGCUUCCGUAGAACCUGAAGCUUCCAUAGAACCUGAAGCUUCCAUAGAACCUAAUGUUUCCAUAGAACCUGAAGCUUUCAUAGAACCUGAUACUUCCAUAGAACCUGUCGUAGAAUCAACCAUAAAUCAUUCUAAAGAUGAUUAUGAAGAAUCUUCUAAACAAUUUCCUAUACAAGAAUCGAGUUUGAGCAACAAUCAAAUGGAUCUUACAAGUGGUCCAUGCUGCGUUUGUGCAACACAUUUAAUAAACAAUACUAAAAUCAAUGAAAUAAUUGAUUAUGCUCAUCAAAAUCUUCAAGAUGCCGGCAAAGCAUUAGCAACAUUAGGAGAGAACUUCGAACACGGUUUAAAGUUGGCGAUCGUCGACGUACUAGGAAGAAUUCAACAAUGGAGUACCACGGUACAAAAUAAGUUAGAUAUUUGCAAAGGAGAUAUAGAACGUUUACAAGGAGAACUAUUAUCACAGAUGUGUGCAAUUACUGAUAAGGAGAAUAAAAUAAAGGAGCUUAAUAAACAGAUAGCAGAUCUUAUGGCUGAAAUUAAUCGACUUAAGCAACAACUUGCUGAAUGCAUGGCUGCAAAAGAAAAAUAUUUGGCGAAACAAAACCAAGUUGCAUCAGAAAAAACAAUAAAGAAAACAAACGUUGAAAAUCCUGUUCAAAAUCCUGGUGAAGAAAUGACUGAAGAUUUCUCAAUGGCAAAAAAAUUAAAAACGAAAGAUUCACCAAUAGCAAAAAAAUCAAGAACGGAAGAUUUUCCAAUGGAUAAAAAUGGAAAAAUUGAAGAAAUGAAAAGGACAAAAGUACAAACACGUGAGAAGGAUAAGGAAAGAAAGAGACGUGAGAUAGAGUUGGAAUGUGAGAUAGGAUGUCUUAGAAAGGAAAAUGAAAGAUUGAUGAAAGAAAAAAUCGAUUAUGAGAAUGCUAUACAGCGAGCAUUAUUACGUGGAGUAUCAUCUCUCAACGUAGAAGCUUUGAGAGUAUUACGUUGUCCACCAAUACCAUGUUGUAGUCCUUGUGCUCCAUGUCCAAUGUCCUUUAUACCAACUACCGAAGACACUGUUCCAUGUCCAGUAAAAAUGAAAAGACCUUGUCCAGCACGUCCAGCAAACAAAGAAUGUUGUAAUAGAUAUGGAAAUGGAAAUGAAAAUGAAAAUGAAAAUGGAAAGAAUUGGAAAUACAAUUAUUGUGAUUCCAUGAUCAAACAGCUUUGUGCGAGUCCUUGUUGUCCUGCAGGAAAAAAUCGACAAAAUUCUGACAAUAGUAUGUACUUUCUCUUGCAUCAAGGUGAUGCCGAAAACGUAUGCAGAACAAACGAAAGAUUAUCACCACGUCCAUGUGGUUCACCGAUUAUGAAGAAAGUUGAAAUACCUCCAUGUUCAAGAUUUACAAGAUUAUGAUAAUAUACUACUAUCAUAUUGUCUUAUUAUUACUAUACAAUAAUUGAAGGGAUUAAGAAUUGAUAAACGACAACAGAUUUAAAAUAUAAAUAUAAUUUUAUAUAAUAUAUAUCACCAGAAAAAUAUUAUAAAUAUUAAACGUUCGUUUUUUUUCUUUUUUUUUCUUUUUUUUUUUCAUAAAUAAUCAAUAAUAUAUCCCAUCUUUUCAAUUUAACAUCGACUGAAAUAAAAUAAACGCUUAAGGUUUACUAAACUUCACUUGGUCGAGUCUUAAUAACAACAACAUCCAAUCUAUAAUUUGCAAAAUAUUGGAAGAUCGAUAAAUGCGUGCAUGUAUUAUAUUCUUUUUUUUUGUAUUUGGCUAAGAAAAAGUUAUGAAAUUCUACUUUAUAGAUUGAAUCAAUUCUAAAUUAUAGAUUUUAUCGAUCUUACAAUUUUUGCAACCUUAUAUAUAUAUAUAUGUAUGUAUAUAUAUAUAUAUAUAUAUAUAUAUAUAUAUAUAUACAUCUUUCUGCGAAUAAAGCAGCCAUCGAAAUUUGUUAAUUCUUAUCUAUCGAGAUUGUUAUUAUCAUUGAUCAACAUUAUUAUAUAAAAAUAAAUUAUCGUUAGUUCGCAUAAAAAAUAUGGCUACGUAAACUGGCUCGGCACUAAAUAUCCCUUUAAUUCUGUCUGUACUUUUUCCUUUUUUUUUUUUUAAAGCGAUUUUUCUUUACACGAACAAAAAUAUAUUCGUGAUAAAUUUUUAAUAUACGCUUUCUUCUUUUUUUCUUUUUUUCUUUCACGUUUUAUUUUUUAAUGAGUUAACAGAUAAAAUGAUAAGUUUCAAAAAAAAAUUCACGGGAACUUUAUGAUCACUGCAUAACUCGACAACGAUGCAUGGCUGAGCAUUGUGUAUCGACUAAUGCAUUAUACAAUCUUUUAGGCUUUUAAAUGUAUUAUUAUUAUUAUUGUUCUUCUUAUUAUUAUUAUUACUAUUAUUAUUAUUAUUAUUAUUAUUAUUAUUAUUAUUAUUAUUAUUAUUAUUAUUAUUAUUAUUAUUAUUAUUAUUAUUAUUAUUGUUAUUGUUAUUGUUACGUUUUCCUAAAGUAUAUUUAAAAAAUACGUACUAUUAGAGAAACAUAUUAUGUCAAGAUAUUAUCAUGACAUUAUAUAUACACAUACGAUGUCAUGACUCUGAAUAUCAAAACGUUUGAUCAUAACGUUUUGCAAUAAUCGUAUGAAUCAGACAUUUACAAAAAAUAAUAUUGCAACAUGUACUCUUUUAUUAUUGUUAAUGUAACAUUUCCAUUAGAUUCUCUAUCUAUUGAAAAAAAUUAUUGUCAUUAAGAAUUCUUUCAGUUUGUUCUUUUUUUUUUUCUUUUCUUUUUCUUUCUUUAUUUUUCCUUCUUCUUUUUAUUUUAUUUUCUUUUUUUUUUCCUUAUCAAUGACAGUUGCUUAAUUGAGAAAAUAAAAACUACACGUGAAAGCAACUCAAAUUAUGUCGAAUACGCAAAUCGUUGAUAUUAUUAUUAUUAAAUAAAAAAAAAAAAAAGAAUAAAAUUAAAUUAAAAAAAAAAAAAAAAAAAAAAA